Condylura cristata (star-nosed mole) is the source of this 2049-nucleotide messenger RNA. It is a transcript of the gene PAK6, whose product is annotated as p21 protein (Cdc42/Rac)-activated kinase 6. The coding region runs from base 1 to 2049 and encodes 682 amino acids. The transcript has 8 exons. The record is from RefSeq and is a predicted model, not a curated record. Gene Ontology annotation, molecular function: protein serine/threonine kinase activity; ATP binding. Gene Ontology annotation, cellular component: cytoplasm. Gene Ontology annotation, biological process: regulation of MAPK cascade; protein phosphorylation; intracellular signal transduction. NCBI's taxonomy places the organism in Eukaryota, Metazoa, Chordata, Mammalia, Eulipotyphla, Talpidae.
AUGUUCCGAAAGAAAAAGAAGAAACGUCCUGAGAUCUCGGCCCCUCAGAACUUCCAGCAUCGAGUCCACACCUCCUUUGACCCCAAAGAAGGCAAGUUUGUGGGCCUCCCCCCACAAUGGCAGAAUAUUCUGGACACGCUGCGGCGCCCCAAGCCGGUGGUGGACCCCUCACGUAUCACUCGGGUGCAGCUUCAGCCCAUGAAGACAGUGGUGCGGGGCAGCUCCAUGCCCACCGACGGCUACAUCUCAGGGCUGCUCAACGACAUCCAGAAGUUGUCGGUCACCAGCUCCAACACCCUGCGUGGCCGCAGCCCCACCAGCAGGCGGCGGGCACAGUCGCUGGGGCUGCUGGGGGAUGAGCAUUGGGCUGCCGACCCAGACAUGUACCUGCAGAGCCCCCAGUCUGAGUGCACUGACCCCCACAGCCUCUACCUCAGCUGCAACGGGGGCACACCAGUGGGCCACAGGCAGACGCCGUGGCCUGAGCCACAGAGCCCACGGGUCCUGCCCAAUGGACUGGCCGCGAAGGCACAUUCCCUGGGGCCUGCGGAGUUCCAGGGUGCCACGCAGCGCUGCCUGCAACUGGGCGCCUGCGUGCAGAGUUCCCCAUCCGGCACCUCACCCCCUGCAGCCACGGGCAGGCGUGGGACCAAGGCUGCCAGGCAUGGCUCUGAGGAGGCUCGGCCACAGUCCUGCCUGGUGGGCUCCACCUCCCGAAGGCCUGGUGGGGAGGGCAGCCCGAGCCCCAAGACGCAGGAGAGCAGCCUGAAGCGCAGGCUGUUCCGAAGCAUGUUCCUGUCUACUGCAGCCACGGCCCCUGCAAGCAGCAGCAGCAAGCCAGGCCCGCCGCCACAGAACAAGCCCAACUCCUCCUUCCGGCCACCUCAGAGAGACUCCCCGCCAAGCCUGGUGGCCAAGGCCCAAUCCUUGCCCCCAGACCAGCCCAUGGGGACCUUCAGCCCUCUGACCACCUCGGACACCAGCAGCCCCCAGAAGCCCCUCCACACAGCCCCAGCCGCCUGCCCCCCACCAGGCCGGUCUUCCCCGGCAGGCUCCCCGCGCACCCGGCAUGCCCAGAUCAGCACCAGCAACCUGUACCUGCCCCAGGACCCCGCAGCAGCCAGGGGUGCCCUGGCUGGCGAGGACACAGGUGUCGUGACACAUGAGCAGUUCAAGGCUGCACUCAGGAUGGUGGUGGACCAGGGCGACCCCCGGCUGCUGCUGGACAGCUACGUGAAGAUUGGCGAAGGCUCCACCGGCAUCGUCUGCCUGGCCCGGGAGAAGCACUCGGGUCGCCAGGUGGCAGUCAAGAUGAUGGACCUCAGGAAGCAGCAGCGCCGGGAGCUGCUCUUUAAUGAGGUGGUGAUCAUGCGGGACUACCAGCACCUCAAUGUGGUGGAGAUGUACAAGAGCUACCUGGUGGGUGAGGAGCUGUGGGUGCUUAUGGAGUUCCUGCAGGGCGGGGCCCUCACGGACAUCGUCUCCCAAGUCAGGCUGAACGAGGAGCAGAUCGCCACUGUGUGUGAGGCUGUGCUGCAGGCCCUGGCUUACCUGCAUGCCCAGGGUGUCAUCCACCGGGACAUCAAGAGUGACUCCAUCCUGCUGACCCUCGAUGGCCGGGUGAAACUCUCGGACUUCGGAUUUUGUGCUCAGAUCAGCAAAGAUGUCCCUAAAAGGAAGUCCCUGGUGGGAACCCCCUACUGGAUGGCUCCUGAAGUGAUCUCUAGAUCUCUGUAUGCCACUGAGGUGGAUAUCUGGUCUCUGGGCAUCAUGGUGAUUGAAAUGGUGGAUGGGGAGCCACCCUACUUCAGUGACUCUCCAGUGCAAGCCAUGAAGAGGCUCCGGGACAGCGCCCCACCCAAACUGAAAAACUCUCACAAGGUUUCCCCAGUGCUGCGAGACUUCCUGGAUCGGAUGCUAGUGCGGGACCCCCAGGAGAGAGCCACCGCCCAGGAGCUCCUGGACCACCCCUUCUUGCUGCAGACAGGACUGCCGGAGUGCCUGGUGCCACUAAUCCAGCUCUACCGCAAGCAGACCUCCACCUGCUGA